UCUAUGCCACUGGGAGGUUGAGGGUUGCACGUUGUUGACUCAUCAGGAAGGUGGGAGGGCAGGAAACGGCAACUUUCACUCCUGGAGGGAAGGAAGGGUGUUGAUGGGGAGAAAUCUACAUCUCCCGGUGCCAUAAAUUAAGGAUACCCAAAGGAGCCAUGCAUGUUCGGCUCUGGGGCAAGAAAUGACAACGUAAAAGUGCAAUCUAGCAACCAGAUGGAGACCCUGCCUAACAUCAAAGGAAAGACAUUCAUAUGUCAGUCACCGUCCCAUCAGGAUCUAAAACCUGGCAAAAUCCCAGAAAUUUAAAGAAACAAUUUUCCAUCUUUGGGGGAUGCUUUUUUAAUGAGUUUAACUUAGCUGCACACCUUUCCUCCCUGACCCAAAAUAAAAGGAGUGUUUACUUUUCAUCAUUUUAUAUCACCCUUUGGAAUAACUAAAUUCAUUCUGUGCCAUCACAAAACCAAAUUGGAAACUGUCAAGAAAGAGGCUUUACUUAAAAGAGCUAGUGGGAAUGAGAAAACCAAGGAAAAGAAAUUUGAGGCAUGGUGGCAAAAAGAAAUCCCUGACAGAACAAUCAGCUCCUGUAAGAAGAAAGAGAAGGAUGUUGAACCUGGGAGCUCAGAUGCUGGGUCUGCUGGUGGAGGCACCAUUCUUCUGGGUUGGGCUUCAUGUCAAGUGGUGUGCUUGAUAAUUCAGGAGGGAAAAUACUUGUUCGGAAGGUUGCUGGACAGUCUGGUUACAAAGGGAGUUAUUCCAACGGUGUCCAAUCGUUAUCCCUACCACGAUGGAGAGAAUCCUUUAUCGUCUUAGAAAGUAAACCCAAAAAGGGUGUAACCUACCCAUCAGCUCUUACAUACUCAUCAUCAAAAAGUCCAGCUGCCCAAGCAGGUGAGACCACAAAAGUCUAUCAGAGGCCACCUAUUCCAGGGACAACUGCACAGCCGGUCACUCUGAUGCAGCUUCUGGCUGUCACUGUAGCUGUGGCCACCCCCACCACCUUGCCAAGGCCAUCCCCUUCUGCUGCUUCUACCACCAGCAUCCCCAGACCACAGCCGGUGGGCCACAGGAGCCAGGAGAUGGAUCUCUGGUCCACUGCCACCUACACAAGCAGCCAAAACAGGCCGGGAGCUGAUCCAGGAGACAUGGACUCAUGGAAACCUGGAUCGGUUCUUUUAGAUGAAGGACUUGUUCCAAAAGAAGAAUUGAGCACACAGUCUUUGGAGCCAGUAUCCCUGGGAGAUCCAAACUGCAAAAUUGACUUGUCGUUUUUAAUUGAUGGGAGCACCAGCAUUGGCAAACGGCGAUUCCGAAUCCAGAAGCAGCUCCUGGCUGAUGUUGCCCAAGCUCUUGACAUUGGCCCUGCAGGUCCACUGAUGGGUGUUGUCCAGUAUGGAGACAACCCUGCUACUCACUUUAACCUCAAGACACACACGAAUUCUCGAGAUCUGAAGAAAGCCAUAGAGAAAAUUACCCAGAGAGGAGGACUUUCUAAUGUAGGCCGGGCCAUCUCCUUUGUGACCAAGAACUUCUUUUCCAAAGCCAAUGGAAACAGAAGCGGCGCUCCCAACGUGGUGGUGGUGAUGGUGGAUGGCUGGCCCACGGACAAAGUGGAGGAGGCUUCAAGACUUGCGAGAGAGUCAGGAAUCAACAUUUUCUUCAUCACCAUUGAAGGUGCUGCUGAAAAUGAGAAGCAGUAUGUGGUGGAGCCCAACUUUGCAAACAAGGCCGUGUGCAGAACAAACGGCUUCUACUCGCUCCAUGUGCAGAGCUGGUUUGGCCUCCACAAGACCCUGCAGCCUCUGGUGAAGCGGGUCUGCGACACUGACCGCCUGGCCUGCAGCAAGACCUGCUUGAACUCGGCUGACAUUGGCUUCGUCAUCGACGGCUCCAGCAGUGUGGGGACGGGCAACUUCCGCACCGUUCUCCAGUUUGUGACCAACCUCACCAAAGAGUUUGAGAUUUCCGACACGGACACGCGCAUCGGGGCCGUGCAGUACACCUACGAACAGCGGCUGGAGUUUGGGUUCGACAAGUACAGCAGCAAACCCGACAUCCUCAACGCCAUCAAGAGGGUGGGCUACUGGAGUGGUGGCACCAGCACGGGGGCUGCCAUCAACUUCGCCCUGGAGCAGCUCUUCAAGAAGUCCAAGCCCAACAAGAGGAAGUUAAUGAUCCUCAUCACCGAUGGGAGGUCCUACGACGACGUCCGGAUUCCAGCCAUGGCUGCCCAUCUGAAGGGAGUGAUCACCUAUGCGAUAGGCGUUGCCUGGGCUGCCCAGGAGGAGCUAGAAGUCAUUGCCACUCACCCCGCCAGAGACCACUCCUUCUUUGUGGACGAGUUUGACAACCUCUACCAGUAUGUCCCCAGGAUCAUCCAGAACAUUUGUACAGAGUUCAACUCACAGCCUCGGAACUGAAUUCAGAGCAGGCAGAGCACCAGGAAGUGCUGCUUUACUGACUGACGUGUUGGACCACCCCAGCGCUUAAUGGGGCACGCACAGUGCAUCAAGUCUUGGGCAGGGCAUGGAGAAACAGAUGUCUUGUUAUUAUUCUUUGCCAUCAUGCUUUUUCAUAUUCCAAAACUUGGAGUUACAAAGAUGAUCACAAACGUACAGAAUGAGCCAAAAGGCUACAUCAUGUUGAGGGCGCUGGAGAUUUUACAUUUUGACAAUUGUUUUCAAAAUAAAUGUGCGGAAUACAGUGCAGCCCUUACGACAGGCUUACGUAGAGCUUUUGUGAGAUUUUUAAGUUGUUAUUUCUGAUUAGAACUCUGUAACCCUCAGCAAGUUUCAUUUUUGUCAUGACAAUGUAGGAAUUGCUGAAUUAAAUGUUUAGAAGGAUGACA
This is a messenger RNA of Gorilla gorilla gorilla (western lowland gorilla), 2848 nucleotides long. RefSeq names its product vitrin (gene VIT). Lineage: Eukaryota; Metazoa; Chordata; Mammalia; Primates; Hominidae. Gene Ontology annotation, cellular component: interstitial matrix. The coding region runs from base 672 to 2420 and encodes 582 amino acids. The record is from RefSeq and is a predicted model, not a curated record. Gene Ontology annotation, biological process: extracellular matrix organization; positive regulation of cell-substrate adhesion. The transcript has 12 exons.